Alligator mississippiensis (American alligator) is the source of this 4345-nucleotide messenger RNA. Its product is annotated as E3 ubiquitin-protein ligase TRIM7. The coding region runs from base 1573 to 3060 and encodes 495 amino acids. Lineage: Eukaryota; Metazoa; Chordata; Crocodylia; Alligatoridae. The transcript has 9 exons. Gene Ontology annotation, molecular function: protein binding. The record is from RefSeq and is a predicted model, not a curated record.
CUGCCCCUGCUGCACCGCUCCGGGCGGCGAGAGUUGAGGGGUAGAGGUAGCUUCAGCCCAGUGGCUUCACGUGCACGCAUGCACACAAAUACACACAGAUGCACAAGCACACACAUGAACACACACACACAAAGAGGAGCAUAUGCAACGAUGCACACACACAUGAAUUCCCAGUCACAGCCGCACACAGAUAUGUGCACACACACAGAUGCACGCACACAGAGACAUGUGCACACAAACAUACAGAUGUGCACAGACACAGGCAUGCACACACCACACAGACACAGGCAUGUGCACAUAGAGACAGACAGAGACAGAUAGAUAUGCACGCCCAGCCACACAUAGGAGGGGUAGCUACGGGGGACUAAGGUGAACUUGGGAGCGACUAUGACCCCCCAGCGCCACCGCCUGUCUGCAGAGGCACAGUGCAGCAAGGCACUCCCAGCCCAACCCCCCCAAAGCUGAUGUAAAGGGAAAAAGAAGGAAUCCAGCCACAUGAAAACCUAGACAUUCAGGCUACGAACAGACAUUCAAAAAGCCAGAGCCUGAAUUGAUUCAAUCUUUGCAGGUUAGUGUAACCUGCCUAGAUUGAACCAAUUUGCAAGGGAAUAACAGGAGAAACCAGUUAGCAAACACGAUUUUUGGUAAGCUUUCCUUAGUUCAAGUUUCUGGCUAGGGCAGUGAACCAACGAGUACCUCCACAUCUGAAGCAAUUAGGGCUCGAAGUAGAGAUGAUUUCUUUUAUUAGACCAACAAGAUUUUUCCAAAAGAAAAAUUCUUCAAUUGCAAACUUUCAGGCACAAAUACCCUUCAUCAGGCAUUGGAGAAAAUAUUCUCCAGGUAGAAAUGAAAGUUCAUAUUUCAUAGGAUUUCACAGAGGCAUCAAUAGAUAGAAAACUUCUCCGGGCAGGCAGUUCUCCCCACGUCUGAGGCAUUCCCUGGCUAGAGCUUUGCCCCGGGCACUCCUAUAAAUAGGAAUGAUAUUUCUCACUUGCUAUUGCUGACCCGGUAUGAUCAUUUCCUUUGCUCUCGCACAGCCUCGGUCACCCGUAUACACAGCAGGGCCAAGCUGAUGGUUAAAACUCACUGGCUUUUAAAAAAUGAGGAUAGACAGACAUUGGCUGAGGAGACAAUGUGUGCCUUUGAAUAAAAUCUGCAAAGAAUUGCCUAUCCUGGCACUUGUUGGAUUCAUUUGAACUCUGAGACCAGAGAAGCUCCAGGACCUGCUGCGAAGUGUGUCCUGGCCUCAGGAGAUCCUUCUGUCUGUCUGUCUGCCCACGUAUCUGUCUACGGGUCCUCCCGUGUAGUGCUAUAUCUCCAGAGAGUUGCUAUCAUUGCCUUCCUCCUACAGAGCUGUAAAUACCAGUGGGUACAGAAACUGCCCGGAGCUCUUCUUCUCUGCCAGAGGAGAGACUGAGGGCUCACAGGUACAAGGAGAGCUGCCCAUCAAAGUCCAGCACAGCCCAAGCUGCUGCUGAAUCCUCCAGGGUCUCACACAAAGGGCAGCUUUCUCCCUUUCCCUCUGUCCCCACCUGCGCAAUUUGCCUUCACCCUCUCUCAUGACAGAACAAAAUGGAAAGGGAAAAGGGAGGUCAGAGACCAUCAAAUGAAAGAGCUGCCAUGGCAUCAGCCUCAUCAUCAGGAACAGAAGAAGGGCAAGAGGCAGAUGCCCAUCCUCCCUGCCAGGAGUCUCCAACAGAGCAUGUGCCCAUUACUGGUAGGCUCAACUCCUGCAUCUCCCGAACCCGUGAGGACCGUUGCAGGCCUAGAAACGCAGACGUUCCCACCCACAAAGCCCAGAUCCGGAAAGGGAAUUUCCAUCUCAAGUUACAAGUGGCAAACAUAGUGGAAAAGAUUCACUUGUUGGGUCUGGAAGGAACAGAGAACGUGUGUGUGAGACGAGAGGAGGCGCUCACCUGGCAGGAUGGCAGAGAAAGCCCUGGUGUGACAUCCGACCCAUCCUGCGCUCCCCAACCUGGCCCUGCAGGUCCCAUGGAGGAGGCUGCCCGGGAGUGCAAGGAAGAAAUUCAGAGCCAUUUGGAGGAUCUCAAGAAACAAAGGGAAGAGCUUCUGGGAUUGAAACGGGCAGGAAGGAGAAGGAGUCUGGAGUAUCUGAAACAGACGGAUGCUGAGAGGAGGAAGAUUGCAUCUGAAUUUCAGAGACUGCAUCAGUUCCUGGAGGAACAAGAGCAACUCCUGCUGGCUCGACUGGGAGAUGUGGACAGGCAGAUUGCCAGGAGGCAUAAGGAGCAUGCCACCAAACUUGCUGGAGAGAUUUCACUUCUGAAUGUCCUGAUCACUGACAUGGAGAAGAAGUGCCAGCAGCCAGCAACUGAAUUCCUGCAGGAUGUGAGAAAUACCUGGAGCAGGUGUAACAAGCUGCAUUCACAGAAGCCGACAGAGACUUUUCUCGAACUGGAAAGGAAGCUCAGUGCUUUUUCUCAUCACGCUGUCGCCCUCAGGGAGACUUUGAGGAAAUGUCAAGACACCCUGACAUCGCAACUGGACAAAGAUUGGGAAAAAUCUCCAGGAACCGAUGGGAAAACAAACGUGACUCUGGAUCCAGACACCGCCAAUCCGUGGCUCCUUUUGUCUGCAGACCAGAAGUGCGUGAGCUGGGCGGCCGCGCAGCAGGAUCUGCCUGUCCGGCACCAGCGGUUUCACUCUUCUCGCUGUGUGCUGGGCUGUCAAGGCUUCACCUCGGGGAGACGCUCCUGGGAGGUGGAGCCAGGGCUUUCUGGGGCCUGGGCUGUGGGGGUCUCCAGAGCCUCUGUGGGCAGGAAGGGGUGGGUGAAUUUUUGCCCAGAGGAGGGGAUCUGGGCUGUGGGGCUCAGCGGGGAUCAGUACCGGGCUUUCACCUCCCCUGUGGCUCCCCUGUCUCUGAACCAUGUCCCCGAGAGGAUCCGCAUCUCAGUGGACUAUGAAAAGGGCCUGGUGGCAUUUUCCAGUGCUGAUCACACAGACCCAAUCUUCACUUUCCCAGAAGCUUAUUUCAGUGGGGAGAAAAUCUUCCCUUUCUUCUGGGUGGGGAGAGGAUCCCAGCUCAGGUUGUGUCCCUGAGGCCUGGGGUAAUAACCCUAAGGAAGUUUCUAAAAUGGGAUUUGCCUAAUUGUAUUUUGUUUGGGUGGAUUUUAAUUUGGUGGAUGUAGCGUUAGCUCCAUGCCGAGCACUUGUGAAAAUGUGAAGCUGGUCUUUAUUGCAGCAGAGGGCUCCCCUGUUCCCAUAUAGCAACUGGUCUAAACAGUGUAAAGGGUGUGUGAGCCCACGUGUCGCUGUAGUGAGGAAUAGGAGAGAAAAGCCGAUUGCCUGGCCUGAGGAAGGGUCUAAUCUCUCCCAAACCAGUGCAGUGAGGCUGAAGGACUGGAGCAAUGAGAAAAGGGAAAGGAAAGUGGUGGGCGGAGAGGAGGAAUGUCAGAAUGAUGCUAAAAAUCCCUUUUGUACUAGAUUCCUCCCACCAUCCAUCCACCCUCAGUGAUACAGUAACAGCAAGCAGGGACCAGCAGUGGUAGGGAGUCCCCACAGUCACAGGGACACUCACAGAAGAUUGGAAAGGGAGUUCAAGUUCGUCCUGGUGAGUACCACAGAAAACACGCCCUGUGCCCAUCACAUCAAAGACCUUGCCACGAGAAAACUAAUUUCAAAAGGAGCGCAGGAACCAGUUGUUUUCUAUGUGGGUAGACACCUUCUUAUUCUGUGUCUUAGCAUUGUUAGGUCUCCUCCUAAUGCUUUGUUGAUUAGCAUUAUUCGUAUAUAUGGCAGGUGGAGGUCCAGCCAAGUUAGGCCAGAUGUACCUUGUGGUUUAUGGCUGUCUAAAGGACAACUCUGCCCUAGGGAACUCAUGGUCUAGUAGAAAAGUUUGGGAUUACAUAUUUAUUGCUAUCCUUUGCUUUGCAGUUCCUGAACCUUUCCCUCUUUGCACCAUUGUACAUGAAUUGUCCUACGUGGUCUGUUACAAUAGCUUUUCCUGUUUAUCAGCAGCAGCUCAAACAUUUCCCUGGUUCUGCAAUAAAUAACGGCACCUCUUAUUCACUUUUGUGUUUCCAGAGUCUUUCCCAGAGAUGCUCCAGUAAAACACAGAUACAUUAGUCAGGUGUAGUUCACAGGCCAGACUUCCCUGAGGAGUCAUUUGCAGAGGAACAAAACAAGGGUGAAUGCAUUAUCCCUUGUGGUGACAAGGCUUAUUUCCUAUGGCUGACAUUUUUACUUGCAAGAUUCAGUUCACCUCCAGCUCCCUGAAUAAAAUAAGGCAGUGUUGCCCAAACUGCAGCUAUGGAACAGCAAGGCUAUGGUAAGAGGCCUGUGGGUUGGCGAACGCCUUUCCCAUUUUAUUCAAGCUUUCAUGAUA